AACUAUGGUCCAAUUAAUCUCACAGAUCUAAGCGAAAGGUCGACGUAACGGAGGCAAAGAGAGACGGGAAUACGACAAGCCAACCCAGACAGAUAUUGACGGAAGAUAUAAUCACAAUGCUCGCCAAGGGCGAGGAACCCGCGUUGGUCCGAGACACGAUCGUCCAGUCCCUCGUCGGGAAAACAGAUAAGGAAAGCACGGAGGGAAGGAGAGAGGAGAUGGUUAAAGGAGUCGAAUACGAUGAAAAAAUUGAAAGAAGUAAAGGGGGAGGAGGAGAGGAGCGUCAAAUGACAAUUUAUCAUCAACUUAUGCGCGCAUCGGAAGAAGGAAGCGUGUCGAGUUUGAAGGAAUCGACGACGCACACCGUAGGCACGCAAAUAAGUGAAACGCUGAUGUCGUCGCUCGCCAGCAGUAGUAGAACGAAAUCUAGAACAUUGUUGCAUUUGAAAUCGAACAAGGUGGAUCCAAUCAGAGACGCAGAUGUAUCUGACGAAGAUCCCGUCGCGGGACCGUCGAGGACGUUUGUGAGCUCGGCUGUUCAAAAAGACGAAUGUGCUGAAUCACCGAAUCCGAUCGAGCAUCGGAUGAACGAUGAUUGCUCGCACUGCAAGCGACAGAGUUUAACACCAACUUCGACAAACUGCUGCAACAUUUUCAAAGACAAAAGAGGAAGAUACUUCUGCGAGUUUUGCGCCCCGUCAGACAGUAAAAGGAUAACGAGCAGGCUCGAAGUCACCGAUUUGAAGAAGCUACGGUGUGCCAAUUGUCGAUUAUCUCUUCGUGCGCGAGGCGUUAAAACUUCGCAGAAUAUUAAACUGAAAUCAGACGCUUGUCCAAAAUGCGGUCAAUCGCAAAGACAGACGGCGGCUUCUUCUCCUUCCUCCAUGUAACGCGUCGCAAUUACAUACGUUGUAACAAAACUACAGAUAUCUCACGUCGAUAGAGUAGAUAUUGCGAGAAUCGUGACCGGAAGCGUCGAUAUCGUGAUUGUCUUAAAAACUCAUUCCUUACAAUAUAAUAGUCAUUAGGAACAGCGAUAAGUAGUAAAACGUAUAUACGUUCUUUUUUUUCGCGCGAAGAAGAAUAGGAGCACGAGAGAAAGAGAUCGCGUUGUUGAUUAUUAACUGUAACUUAAUGUUAGAUAAUAUUAUCGGGAGAAUACAUGAUUCGUACCUUCUUUGUAACAUGAUACCAAUUUCUGCCCUGGCGCGUGUACUUGUAAUCCAUCAUUUUUACCUUCAUCUUUUUUAUAAUUGCGCAGUCUUGUAUUGUUAAAAUAUAUAGCGCGAUUUCGAAUGAUAUUGCAUAAUUGUUUUGUUUUUUUUUCUGAUAACGCGUUCUCCAGAACUUUCUUCUCGCCCCGAGCGCGCGACGAUAAAAAAUAAAAAUAUAACGAUAAAAAAUCUGAGGUCUUUUAAAAAUCAUGCGAUUAUUAGAAUAUUCGGAUUGGCUCCUAUUUUAUCUGUAAAUAAGUAUAGUAAGUACGUUCGCGGCGACGCGAAGGUGAAAACUUAAUCCGGUAUAAAUCUUCUCGUUUUGCAAACGAGAUCAUGCGAUUACGCAUCGAUCGUAAAAAAAUAAAUCUAUGCCAACGAUUAUACGUGGUUUCAAAGAUGUUACUACUAGAUUGCAUCGUUAAAAUGCUAUAAAACGAGCGAGUUAUAUAAGCUAAAGGAACUAGAUUGAGCUUUUAGUAACGCUUACGCGUAAAAAAGAUCCUUAACACUACCUAUACGCGAGUCUUUGGCAGCAUCGAUGGCAAUAUCGAUAAUAAAAAAAAAAAAAAAGAGAGAAAUAUCCUAAUAUAAUUAUCCCUCAUUAGAGUACGUGAAAUAAAACGUAAAAACGCCAUCUUUGGUAUCCGAUCGCCGUCAUUUUCUAAAAUCUGCGUAAAGCAAUCUUCGAAAGAAAAAAAAAUGAAAAAAAAAA
Molecule: messenger RNA, 1929 nt
Organism: Formica exsecta
Lineage: Eukaryota; Metazoa; Arthropoda; Insecta; Hymenoptera; Formicidae
Exons: 7
Coding region: 117-890 (257 amino acids)
Source: RefSeq, a predicted model, not a curated record